GAUGGUCUGUGUUUCUAUUUCUAGUCUCAAAACAAUAGAAACAAAGAAACCCAUAGACAAAAACUUCAACUUUAUGUGAAAGAAACGUUCACUAACCUUUGACACUUCUGUGAACAUCCACAGUUUGAAACAAAGUACAGUCUCGUGGUCUAACGAAGAAGAAGACAAGAUGACUGACAUGAUUCCACCACAUUUGAGGAAACUUUGGGACAAAUGGAACAUUCGUGGAGUCAUAAUACUCAGUCUCUUCCUCCAAACAAUCCUUAUUUUCUUUGCACCUAGCAGAAGACGCACCGCAAAGAAGCUCUUCCUUGUCCUCAUAUGGUCAGCUUAUCUUCUUGCUGAUUGGGCAGCUGAUUACGCGGUUGGGCAAAUCUCAGACAGUCAAGAAGAAGAAGCUGCAUCAAACAAACAGUCCAAGAACCGUGAGCUGCUUGCUUUUUGGUCACCUUUUCUUCUCUUGCACCUUGGAGGUCCAGACACCAUUACAGCACUUGCCCUGGAGGAUAAUGAGCUUUGGGACAGACAUCUGUUUAGUCUUGUCUGUCAAGCAGUCGCCACUGUGUAUGUGAUCUUGUUGUCUAUACCAAAUAGGCUUCUGACUCCAACAUUAAUCAUGUUUGUGGGCGGAGUGAUCAAGUAUGUUGAGAGAACAGCUGCAUUGUUCUCAGCGAGUCUUAACAAGUUCAAAGAUUCUAUGCUCCACGAUCCUGAUCCUGGUGCUAAUUACGCAAAGCUCAUGAAGGAAUAUGAAGCUAAGAAGAAGAUGAAUAUGCCAACUGAUGUAAUUGUGCUGAAGGAUCCAGAGAAAGGACGGGAAGGCAAUACUCCGAUUAGGCCCGACAAUCAAUUGACCGCACUUCAAGUUAUUCAGUAUGCUUACAAGUACUUUAACAUCUUCAAAGGUCUUAUUGUUGAUCUAAUCUUCACCAAUCAACAGCGCAAUGAGAGCAGGAAAUUCUUUGACAAGCUGACUGCAGAAGAAGCUUUACGUAUCAUCGAAGUCGAGCUUGGCCUCAUCUAUGAUUGUCUGUUCACCAAAGCAGAGAUUCUGCAUAACUGGACUGGAGCUGUGUUCCGGUUUAUAGCUUUGGGGUGCCUUGUUGCGUCUCUCUGCCUCUUCAAGAUGAAUAAGAAAGAUCAAUAUGAUGGAUUCGAUGUCGUCCUUACUUACGCAUUGCUCAUAUGUGGAAUAGCUCUUGAUUCCAUUGCUCUUCUCAUGUUCUGUGUUUCUGACUGGACCAUCGCUAGACUGAGGAAACUAAAUGAAGACCUGGAAGAGAAAGACACCAGGACAGACAGAGUUCUCAACUGGAUCCUCGAUUUCAAGAAGCUGCGGUGGAAAAGGUCCAGAUGUUUUCAGGAUGGACAUAAAGUGCUCAACAGAAACUUUAUGUUUCGCAGAUGGUCUGAGUAUGUUCAUGCUUACAACAUGAUUGGAUUCUGCUUGGGGAUACGUCCCACGAGAAUCCAUUAUACCAAGGGUAAGAUACACAGUUUCUUUCACCAGAUCAUUCACGUUUUGUACAUAGAUACUGCCAUCAAAAAGGCCACCAGAGGAGCUCGCCAGUUUCAUAAUUUGAUUGGUCGCUCUCUCAGUAAUUUGUCCAAAAGAGACAAUUCGGUAAUCCGUACCGGUCUUAGAUGGUUUCUCUUUUUUCCUCACCUCCUCGGACUUUUGAUCUACAAGUUCCUAGACUUCUUCGGUAUCAAAGACUUGGUUGAAGAGAUAAGAUUCACAGUCAGUGAUCGCCUCACCAGAGAACUAUGGGAGUUCAUAUUCACAGAGGUGCAACAAAAACACCAAUUUGCUGAAGACCAAGAAAGUGCAAAGGAUAUAUCUUCAGCUAGAGGAAACUGGACUCUACUUCAAACAUCAAGCAAAAAAAGAGAAGACGGAUCAGACCAUGCGAAACUUCUGCAGUAUGUAACAGAAAAGGAUUACGAUCAGAGCAUUCUACUGUGGCACAUCGCCACAGAACUCUUAUACCAAAAGUCAAUAGACCAAAAAGCGACAACAGAGAAACAAGAAAACCGUAACCGAGAGAAAGAAGAACACAGUAACCGAGAGAUAGAAGAACACCGUAACCCAGAGAAAGAAGAACACACUAACCGAGAGUUCAGCAAAAUCCUUUCGGACUACAUGAUGUACCUCCUUAUAGUGCAGCCAACUCUGAUGUCAGCUGUUUCCGGAAUCAUAAAGAUACGUUUCAGAGACACAUGCGAAGAGGCAAAGGACUUUUUCCGGAGGAGGCAUAUCGACAAAUCAAGGUAUGAAAAAAACAACCUUGUGAAAGAAGCCUGUCGAGCUAUUCUCUCUGUCAACACAGAAAUCGAUCCUAUGGCUGUGAAAGGAGACAGAAGCAAAUCUGUGCUGUUUGAUGCAAGCGUGCUUGCAAAGGAGCUAACGAAUGCAGGCGGAAACAUGUGGGAAGUAGUGAGCAAAGUGUGGGUUGAGUUGCUUUGCUAUGCAUCAAUUCAUUGUAACUCUCAAGAACAUGCUUCUCAACUCAGCAAAGGCGGUGAACUCAUCAACUUUGUUUGGCUAUUAAUGGCUCAUUUUGGACUCGGAGAUCAAUUCCAAAUCAACAGAGAUGAUGCAAGAGCCAAACUCAUUGUCGCCAAUUGAUCACACAAACUCGGUUUCUUCAUCUACUUUUUUUUUCUCCUAUGUUUUAACUUUGUCCACUUCCGUGAAUAAUCUGCACUUGUAGUGUAGUAAACUUCUAGUCUAUGC
Arabidopsis arenosa is the source of this 2737-nucleotide messenger RNA. The record is from the annotation of a GenBank genome assembly. NCBI's taxonomy places the organism in Eukaryota, Viridiplantae, Streptophyta, Magnoliopsida, Brassicales, Brassicaceae.